GCUUAGAGCAGAAGUCCUGCUAGUCGCCUCCGUCUGGGUACCAGCCCCCUAUUACUCUGCGGGUGGGUUGAAGGAAGAAGGAUUCUCGCCUGGACCCUGCAGGUUUGUAGAUCUGUUGGCCUGUAGGUCGCGGCUCGAGUCGCGGCGAGGGAAGCAGCAAACUGCCCUGGAACCAUACAGAUUCAUCACAAGAGGCUUGAAGGAGCCUAAGAAAGGCUGAAGACUGCCACCCUCCACCACCACUUAUUUUGGCCCUAAGAGGCCUCUUCAAUCAGGCUGAGCAAGGUGUUCUCCUAUCUUGUCCCAAGGCUGCCAUAGACUUGAGUAUGGGUCGUGCUCGGGAAGUGGGUUGGAUGGCAGCAGGACUAAUGAUUGGGGCUGGUGCCUGCUACUGCGUUUACAAACUGACCAUAGGAAGAGAGGAUAGUGACAAGCUGGAGGAAGAGGAGGAAGAGGAAGAAUGGGACGAUGAUGAGGAACUGGAUGAGGAGGAGUCCAAGAUGUCGUUUGAUUUCACAACUAUGGCUCGGCCCUGGAGUGAUGAUGAGGAUUGGACCGAACCUGGGGCCCCAGGUGGCAACGAGGACAGGCGCUCAGGUGGGGGCAAGGCCGACCGACCACACCCUACAAAACAGCGUCCAUUCCCCUAUGGACAUAAAAACACUUGUAGUGCUCAAAGCUUUAAAAAUGUCAGUUGUGUUCUUGAGCUCUCCAAGAGUCCUUUCAUUCAGGUAAAAGUGUUGUUUGCUCAGCCCAAGGAUGCUGGUUUUUCACAUAGCCACAAUAUCGAUAGUCAUUCGGCCAGCCUCUCCAUUGUUGGAAACAUGAUCCCCACUCCCGACCUGACUGUUGAGGAGAAGGUUUUCUGUGCCCUGGGUGACUUGAACGUGAGUGCUGAAAAUCAGGGCCAGACUGAGAUGUACAUCAACCAAGUGUGUCGCGAGACUGUGUCUCGUUGCUGCAACUCAUUUCUGCAGCAGGCAGGAUUAAAUUUGUUAAUAAGCAUGACAGCUUUUAAUAACACGAUUGCCAAGUCUGUUUCAGACUUGAAGCUUCCUUUGAUAUCAGAGGGAAGUAGAUGUGCUAAGGCUCAGGUUUUGAAACCGCUAAUGGGUUUGUGUGAAAAGCCAGCCUUGGCAGGGGGGUUGCUCGGGGCCCCCAUGCUGUUGUUAUUCAUGCCCCUCUUUAUCAGAAAUGGAAACAGAGAGAUUCUCCCGGACACCCUGGCCCCUUAAAUGGCCAUCCCAAACAGAAAGGGACUGAAUCCACCCAAAACCCGUUUGGUGAACACUCACCUGUGUUCUCACUCAGGGAACCUGCAGUGGGUGCUGUGGAAGAUCCAGCCUUAGCCAAUCACCGCAUCACUGGGUGAAAGUUACAGUUACUAAAUCAGAAACCACACUCUCCCUGGCCAGGCAGGGGUUCCCACAGAACUCAAGUAACUUCUUGGUUUUACAAGUCUGCAGGCAAUGCACAUUGCAUAUCCCUCCGUUGCAGCCUUCUUGUGGUGAAGGGCUCAUUGCACCUGCCAGCUGUGGGUAAAGAACAUCCUGUUACAGCAUCACAGAGCGAUGUUGUCUCCUAUGGUGGUCUCCCUGUUUAAGCUGGACCAUUCUGUGGAGGCCAGACUUGUAUCAGAGCUUGCGCUGGAAAUGCAUUUGUUGCUGCUUGGAUUGAAUUCACUUUUUUAAAUCUACUCUUUCUUCUACACAAGCUGACUAUUCAUCAAAAACCUAUUCAUACACUCCCCAUUUAUCAAUUGUACCAACUUCACCUCACU
Messenger RNA from Trichechus manatus latirostris (Florida manatee), 1780 nucleotides. It is a transcript of the gene ARMCX6, whose product is annotated as armadillo repeat containing X-linked 6. The record is from RefSeq and is a predicted model, not a curated record. The transcript is spliced from 3 exons. NCBI's taxonomy places the organism in Eukaryota, Metazoa, Chordata, Mammalia, Sirenia, Trichechidae. Gene Ontology annotation, cellular component: mitochondrion. Bases 327 to 1235 code for a protein of 302 amino acids.